Callorhinus ursinus (northern fur seal) is the source of this 2188-nucleotide messenger RNA. RefSeq names its product retinol saturase (gene RETSAT). NCBI's taxonomy places the organism in Eukaryota, Metazoa, Chordata, Mammalia, Carnivora, Otariidae. Gene Ontology annotation, cellular component: endoplasmic reticulum membrane. Gene Ontology annotation, molecular function: all-trans-retinol 13,14-reductase activity. The record is from RefSeq and is a predicted model, not a curated record. Gene Ontology annotation, biological process: retinol metabolic process.
GAGGCGCUGUCCCAGGCCGAAAGGUUCUGGCUUAUCAGCGGUCGAGGCUGCCUUCGCCUCCCUGCCCACCCCACCCUCGCGCAGAAGGACUCGGAGGCGAGGCGGAGUCCCUGCCGCAGAGGCUGGGCGCGGUGGCAGCGGACCCCGUCCUCGGACCCCGCCGGCGCCAUGCGGCUUUCGCUGCUGCUGCUGGCCGUGCUGCUGCUGGCGGUCCUCUGCAAAGGGCACCUGCGGCUGUCCGCUGGCAGCACCCCGAACCCCUUCUCCGAGAACGUCAGGCGUCCCCCCGCGCCGCUGGUGACCGACAAGGGGGCUAGGAAGAAGGUUCUCAAGCGAGCUUUCUCAGCCAGCCAAGUGCCUGAGAAGCUGGAUGCAGUGGUGAUUGGCAGUGGCUUGGGGGGUCUGGCUGCAGCUGUGGUUCUGGCCAAAGCUGGCAAGCGAGUUCUGGUGCUGGAACAACACAGCAAGGCAGGAGGCUGCUGUCAUACUUUCGGACAGAGAGGCGUUGAGUUUGACACAGGAAUCCAUUAUGUUGGGUCCAUGCAAGAGGACAUUUGCCGUUUUGUCUUGGACCAGAUCACAGAGGGGCAGCUGGAAUGGGCUGCCUUGUCCUCUCCCUUUGACAUCAUGGUACUAGAAGGGCUCAAUGGCCGAAAGGAGUUCCCCAUGUACAGUGGGGAGAAAGCUUGCAUUCAGGGCCUCAAGGAGAAGUUUCCCCAGGAAGAAGCUGCCAUUGACAAAUAGGUAAAGCUGGUUAAGGUGGUGUCCCGUGGAGUCAUCCAUGCCAUCUGGUUGAAGAUGCUCCCGUUGCGCAUAGCUCAGCUCCUCAGCAAGUGUGGGCCGCUCACCCGGUUCUUUCCAUUCCUUCGUGCAUCCACCCAGAGCCUGGCUGAUGUCCUGCAGCAGCUGCCAGCCUCCCCGGAGCUCCGGGCAGUGCUGAGCUACAUCUUCCCCACUUAUGGUGUGACCCCCAGCCACAGUGCCUUUUCCAUGCAUGCUCUGGUGGUUGGCCACUACAUAGAAGGGGACUUUUACCCCCGAGGGGGUUCCAUUGAAAUUGCUUUCCACACCAUCCCUGUCAUUCAGCGGGCCGGGGGCGCUGUCCUGACCAGUGCCACUGUGCAGAGUGUGUUGCUGGACUCAGCUGGGAAAGCCUGUGGCGUCACUGUGAAGAAGGGUCAGGAGCUGGUGAACAUCUAUUGCCCCAUCGUGAUCUCCAAUGCAGGACUCUUCAAUACCUUUAAGUACCUGCUGCCUAAGAACGCCCGCUGCCUGCCAGGGGUCAAGCAGCAGCUGGAGAUGGUGCGUCCUGGCUUGAGCACCUUCGCCGUUUUCAUCAGUCUGCAGGCCACCAACUACUUUGUCUACUUCGACACAGACCUCGACAAAGCAUGAGGCGUGAUGGAGCACUACCUCUCGAUGCCCAGUGAAAAGGCUGCAGCACACGUGCCCUUCUUCAUUGCUUCCUCAUCAGCCAAGGAUCCCACUUGGGAGGUCCGGUUCCCAGAUCAGUCCACAAUGAUCGUGCUGAUGCCCACCCGCUAUGAGUGGUUUGAAGAGUGGCAGGAGGAAGUGACGGGGAGGCGGAGCAGCGACUAUGAGACCCUCAAAAACUCCUUUGUCGAAGCCUCCCUGUCGGUUGUCAUGAGGCUGUUCCCACAGCUACAGGGGAAGGUGGACAGUGUGGCCAGAGGGUCCCCACUGACCUACCAGUUUUAUCUGGCUGCUCCCCAGGGUGCCUGCUACGGGGCCGACCAUGACCUGGACCGCCUACAUCCCCACGUGAUUGCCUCCAUGAGGGCCCAAAGUCCCAUUCCCAACCUCUACCUGACAGGCCAGGAUAUCUUCACCUGUGGGUUGGUGGGGGCCUUGCAAGGGGCCAUGCUGUGCAGCAGCGCCAUCCUGAAGCGGAACUUGUACCUAGACCUUAAGAAGCUUUAUUCAAGGAUCCAGGCACAGAAGAAUUAGUUCAGUAAGCAAUGAGUUUGAGGAAUCCCACCGGACCUAGGGCACAGCCCUGGAUGUAGCUAUAACGUCUUUCUGUACCGGUUCCCUCCUCACAUAAAACACUCUAAUUUGUUUCUGACUAGAGGUCUGACACACAGGUCACAGUCCUUGGAUCACAGUUCUCAAGCUGCGGCUCUUCCAGCUGGGCAGGUGGUGAGCUCUCAGACCUCUAACGUGUUGU